Messenger RNA from Beauveria bassiana ARSEF 2860, 1656 nucleotides. Its product is annotated as beta-glucuronidase. The transcript has a single exon. The record is from RefSeq and is a predicted model, not a curated record. Bases 1 to 1656 code for a protein of 551 amino acids. Lineage: Eukaryota; Fungi; Ascomycota; Sordariomycetes; Hypocreales; Cordycipitaceae.
AUGGCAAUCCGAUACACCUCUGCUCUGGCCGCUGCCCUAUCGCUGACCGGCGUCGUCGGCGCCGCGGCCGUCGCGCGCGAUGAGACUUCGCCCCUGCAGAUCCCCCGCAUCCAGGUCGACCCGUCUCGGUACGUCGACCCCGACUUCCCCGGGCUCGCCUUUGAGCAGGCCUCGUUUGUCAACUAUGCCCUCAACAAUGACGGCACCCCCAACGUCUUUUCGCAGAACCUGAUUAAUGCCAUCUUUGCGCGGACAGGCGGCAAGCCGCUGAUCCGGCUCGGCGGUACCGCCGCUGACUAUGCGCGCUUCGACGCGGACCAGGCUGCGCCGGCGCUGCCGCGUGCCGAGGUGGGCGACGACGACGGCGCGCAGCAGCAGGACCUGGGCGCGCUGACGAUUGGCCCCGCGUACUGGGACCUGGUGGCCAGCAGCUUCCCGAGCGCGCAGUACAUUGUCCAGCUGCCCAUGGCAGACCCUGAUAUCGCGCGGGGUGCAGUGCGCUGGGCCAAAGCGGCGGCGGGCAAGAUUGGUCUGGAGCGGAUUCAUAGUUUCCAGCCGGGCAACGAGCCCGACUUGUAUCCGGCGACGGGGCUCGGCCCGCCGCGGUGGCAGGGCCACCAGGACAAUGGCACGUACGUGGCCAACUUUCUCAACUACUGCGACGCCGUGGCCGCGGCCGUCGGCCUGCCGCGCGGCACGCGCAAGUUUCAGGCGCUCGACACGGCCUCGCACCCGGCCGACCCCGCGCAGGACGUCUUCUCCAUCAGCCUGCGCUCCGUCUACCAGCAAGGGCUCGACAACCACUACGCCGUCAAGACGGUCGCGCGGCACUACUACCAGACGGAGAGUGGCGGCGGCGGCGGGAAGGAUGCGGGGAGCUCGCUCGCGACGGGGCUUAUGAAUCAUGGCGCUAUUACCGCGCGUCUCGACGUGUUUCGCGAUGACCUCGAGUUCCUCGCAGGCCGCAGUAGCAGCGGCUCGACCACUAGGACGCCCUACGUCUUGUCCGAGGUGGGCAGCUCGCAGCGCAGGAGCAGCGCGAAGAAGGCCGACGACUAUGCUUCCCAGGCGACGCUCGGCGCCGCGCUGUGGCAGGUUGACUUGCAGCUCUACGCGUUAUCGCUCGGCAUCGCGCGUCUUCACUUCCAGCAGGCCAUGCGCGCCGGAAGCUCCAACCUCUGGCUCCCCGGCGCGUCGGGCAACGUCUCGGCGCAAGUCUUUGCGCGCUACUACGCGCAGCCCUUUGUGGCGGACUUUGUGGGCGCCGCCGGCACCGUCCAGGUCAAGAAUGUGCCGCUGGAGCCGAAUGUGUCGGCGUACGUGGCGUACGAGGCUGGCACGCCGCGGCGCGUCGCGGUGGUGAAUCUUGGGUACUGGAGCAGAUGCCAUAACUCGACGACGACGCGGCGCUCGCAAAAGGUGCGCAUCACGGCGCCGGCGGGCGUGGCCAAGGUGAGGGUGGUGCAUCUGACGAGCCCCCAGGGCGCGAGCGCGCGCGCCAAGACGGUGACGUAUGCGGGCAGUCAGUGGACGUAUGAGAGCUUGGGAAAGGAGGUCAAGGGCGUGAGGAAUGAUGGGGAUGUGUUGACGGUGCAGGGCGGUGUGGUUGACGUGCCGGUCAAGGAGAGUGAAGCAGUCAUUGUGCACUUUUUGUGA